Entamoeba dispar SAW760 is the source of this 2040-nucleotide messenger RNA. RefSeq lists its product as uncharacterized. Gene Ontology annotation, molecular function: DNA-binding transcription factor activity; sequence-specific DNA binding. Bases 1 to 2040 code for a protein of 679 amino acids. Gene Ontology annotation, cellular component: nucleus; endoplasmic reticulum membrane. The transcript has a single exon. The record is from RefSeq and is a predicted model, not a curated record. Gene Ontology annotation, biological process: positive regulation of DNA-templated transcription; protein autoprocessing. Lineage: Eukaryota; Evosea; Mastigamoebida; Endamoebidae.
AUGAGUCAAUUAUCACCUCCUCUUGUUCUUGUUAAAAGUGAACAAAUUCCAAGAACACAGAACCAAAGAAUGAAAAAUUGGAAAUGCACAUUUCCUGAAUGUGAAGAAACGCCCAAAACAAGAUACAAUUGUUAUGCACAUAUUUGGGAUGCACAUUUACGGACAGAACUUAGUAAACCUGGAAAGAAUCCAAAGAAUUUAUUAUUAACAACGUUUAAGUUAUCUCCUCAAAAAGAUGAUAUUAAAAGAAUGUGUGAGGAUUAUAUGAUUAAGUUGAUAGAUAAAUAUCCACCAACAAAAAUUAAAAGAAAUCAAAUAAUAAAUAAUAAUGGUGGUGAUAAUGAUGGGAAAUCACAAUAUCCAUUUGCAUUUGAUCCUAAUUCAAAAUCAUUUGAUAAUGAAAUUCAUACUAAUUCAUCAUCAAAUAGUGUUAUUAAUAAUGAAAAUACACCGAGUCGAUCAAUAGAAAGUGUUCCAAUAUCAUCUUCUGGACCAUCUGUUGGAAUUGAUACAUCUGUUGGAAUUGAAAUGCAAGCAAUAAAACAAGACAUAGGUAUAAAUGAAAUGCCACAAAUUGUUCAAAUUCCAUCAAGGGGAGAUUACCAAAUAACAGCAGAAGAUUUCAUUAAGAUUGAAAAGAUUAAUGAAAAUCUCCGACAAUUACAUGUACUUGGAGAAAUAUUUGCAGAAAAUGGAUUUUUAGUACGGUCAGAUGCACGAAGUAAAACUGAUAUUGAAGAAAUACAUAAUUCUCUUAAUGGAAUUUUAUCUCUAGUAGGAGUAUCUUAUUCUUAUAAAAAAGAUUGUGAUAAUAAAAAAUAUGGAUUUAUUGCACAAGAAGUACAAAAGAUUUAUCCAGAAUUAGUAAAAGAAGAUGAUACAGGAAAAUUAACAGUAGAUUAUUUAGGAAUUAUUCCUCUUCUUGUUGAAGCAUUAAAAGAAAUACAUAAUAAUGCACAAGGAUUAAGAGAAAUAGAAGAAAUUAAUGGAGUAUCAAAUAGAGUUGAAUAUGCAAUUACACAUUUAGAAAAAAUAAUAUUUGAAAUGAAUUGUAAUAAUCCACAACGAGAAGAAAAAUCAAAAUUUAAUCAAUGGAAAAUACGUAUGAUACAUAUAUUUGGACCAAUAUCAUUUUUAAUAUUUAGUUGUUUAUUUAGUUCUAUUAUUACUAUAAUUAUUCCAAUUAUCUUUCCAUCAAUGUAUUUUUUAAUGGGAUUAACAGUAAUAUUAUGUAUUAUAUUAUGGAUUUUUGUAUUUAUUAAUAAAACAGAAGCAAUGAAUUUCUUAACAGCUAAAAAAGCAUUUUUUCCAAUAAGAAAUAAUAUUAAUUUUAAAUGGAGAUUAUCUCAAUACGUUACAUGGUAUAUUAUUUUUUCAUUAUUAAUAUCAAUGUUAAUGUUAUCUAUUAUCAUUGGAUAUCAUGUAAUAAUUAUUGUUAUUUGUUAUAUUAUUGGUGUUAUAAUAUCAUUAAUAAUAUGUUAUUUUAUUAAUAAAACAUCAUAUAGAUUUGGAUUUCCAUAUCAAUAUUCAUUUAUUGUUUUAUUAAUAUUUCAAGCUAUUUGUAUUGCAGCUAUGAUUCUUUGUACUGUAUAUCAACCAUUUUAUGAAGGAAAAAAAUUUGGAAAUAAUUCUCAAUAUAUAAUUCAUCUUUCAGAUAAUGUAGAAGUAAAUCAUGUAAUGAUGCCUCAAAUAUCAUGGAAUUGUUUUUCACCAAAAAUAAUUACUGAACCUUAUUUACCAAAUGGAUUAUCAUUUGAUAUUUCACAGAAAUUAUUUAGUUUAUCACAUCCUUUUCUUAUAGGAAUUCCACAAGGUGAUAUUGUUGAUUCAGUAGUUAAAGUUAGUCUUCAAUGUAAUGGUAUUGUACUUCUUGAUUAUCCAACAUUAACAUUCAAAACAUGUGCAAAAAAUACUGAUCCAGGAUUAUGUAGUAUUAAUUCAUGUGGUUAUUGUCGUUCAUCAACAUUAAGUUUUUGUGGGAUAUGUGGUGAUUAUUUUACAAAGCAAUGUCAAUCAGUUGCUGGUUUUUCUAAUUGUUAA